Camelina sativa (false flax) is the source of this 2360-nucleotide messenger RNA. Lineage: Eukaryota; Viridiplantae; Streptophyta; Magnoliopsida; Brassicales; Brassicaceae. The record is from RefSeq and is a predicted model, not a curated record.
UCAGUCAGACGGAGCUCACACUUUUUCCACACACACUCAACUCCUUUUUGGUUAGAGAAAUCUUACAAAAUCAAACGAAACAGCAAAAAUGUUGGCUAGGGUUUUGAGAUUGGGCAGCACGAGAUCGAUUCAUCUUCGUUCCGCCAAGACACGUACGGCUUCGAAGAGUUCUUUGAGGGAAGGUACAUUUAUAGGAGAUGAACUGAAAUUGAGAAGUGGGUCUCAUUAUAUCAAAUGCUUAGAUGAUGCUAUUGCCUUGUUUGAUGAUAUGGUUCGGUCUCGUUCCUCCUACUCGGCAAUUGAUUUCAAUAGAGUAAUAGGGUUGGUAGUGAGAAUGAAUCGUCCCGAUGUUGCGAUUUCUCUAUAUCAGAAGAUGGAAUUGCGCAGGAUUCCAUUUGAUGUCUACAGCUUCACUAUUCUGAUAAAAUGUUUCUGCGACUGUCAUAAGUUGUCCUUUGCUCUGUCUACAUUUGGUAAGAUGGCCAAACUUGGUUUCCAGCCCGAUGUUGUUACCUUUAGCACGCUGCUCCACGAAAUAUGUCUAGAAGAUAGGAUCUCUGAAGCCCUACUUUUGUUUGAUCAAAUGGCGGAAACGGGAUGUACACCCAAUGUCGUAACAUUUACAACACUGAUGAAUGGUCUUUGCCGUGAGGGUCGAGUUCUCGAAACACUAGCUCUUGUUGAUCGGAUGGUAGAAAAUGGUCACCAACCUAACGAAGUUACUUACGGAGCAAUCGUAAAUGGAAUGUGCAAGAUUGGCGACACUGACUCAGCUUUGAAUCUGCUUAGGAAGAUGGAUACAAACCACAUCGAAGCCAAUGUUGUAAUCUAUACUGCCAUCAUUGAUCGUCUUUGCAAAGACGGGCAACACACUGAUGCUCAAAAUCUUUUCACUGAAAUGCAUGAGAAAGGAAUUUUUCCCAAUGUUCUUACCUACAACUGUAUGAUAGACGGGUUUUGUAGCGUUGGUAGAUGGAGUGAUGCUGAAAAAUUGUUGCGUGAUAUGAUUGAUAGGCAAAUCAAUCCUGAUAUUGUAACUUUCAGUGCACUGAUCAGUGCAUCAAUCAACCAAGGCAAGCUGUUUGAGGCUGAAAAAUUGUGCAACGAGAUGCUCCGUAGGGGUAUAUGUCCUGAUACAAUCACAUAUACUUCAGUUAUCGAUGGAUUGUGCAAGUUUGGCGACACUAAGUCGGCUUUGAAUCUUCUUAGGAAGAUGAUGGAUACAAACCACAUCAAAGCCGAUGUUGUAAUCUAUACUGCCAUCAUUGAUCGUCUUUGCAAAGAUGGGCAACACAUCCAUGCUCAAAAUCUUUUCACUGAAAUGCAUGAGAAUGGAAUUGUUCCCGAUGUUCUUACCUACAACUGUAUGAUCGACGGGUUUUGUAGCCUUGGUAGAUGGAGUUAUGCUGAGAGAUUGUUGUGUGAUAUGAUUGAAAGGGAAAUCAAUCCUAAUGUUGUAACUUUCACCGCGUUGAUCAGUGCAUUGGUCAAAAACGGGAAGUUCAUUGAGGCUGAAAAAUUGUGGGACGAGAUGCUCCGUAGGGGUAUAUGUCCUGAUACAAUCAUAUAUACUUUAAUUAUCGAUGGAUUGUGCAAGCACGAUCGUCUAGAUGAUGCGAAACACAUGUUUGAUUCCAUGUCUAGUAGCCAGGGCUGUUCUCCAGACGUAGUUACUGUUGAGCCUAAUGUUCACACUUACACUGUAAUGAUUAAUGGUUUUUGUGGGAAAGGUGCAAUCUCAGAAGCAAAUGCGUUAUUCCGUCAAAUGAAGCACAAUGGACAUGUACCUGAUGACUGCACAUACAAUACACUAAUCAGAGGAUGUCUCAGUGGUGAAAUAGAUAUCUCAGCUGAACUUAUCACGGAGAUGCGAAGCAGCGGGUUCAGUGGAGAUGCAUUCACCAUGAAAAUGGUUGCUGAAAUGGCAUAUCAUGGUAGAUUGGACAAGAGCUUUUUGGAUAUGCUGUCUUAGUGUCUCUGGUAAAGAGUGACCGUCUUGAUCUUGUUUCUUCCAUGGUUUUAUAACAUGUGCUUGAGAAAAGACAGAAGAGAAGCAACAAAAGGUGAGUGUCUGAGGAACAAUUAACGUGGUGGAUCUGCUUUGUUUCUUGCUUUUUUCUCUAGUUUACAGAACACCCUUGGGAUUGAAACCAAACCAAACCAAACCUUAUGUACUCAAAAGUUUGUAGCUUUUACUUGUGGAGUAGAUAUCAAAACUGAUUCCGGUUUGUUUUGGAUAAUUUCUUCGCUUUGAACUAAUGAUUUAACUUCGUUAAAAAAAUAUUAACACUAUAAAUACAGUAAACACAAGACUGGGUUGGUCUUUUUUAGUUUGGUUCGGUGUCUUAAGAAACCUUGGA